AUGCGGCCCCGCCGCCCUUCUGCAGCGGCCCCGCCGCUCCUCUGCAGCGGCCCUGCCGCCCUACCCAGCGGCCCCGCCGUCCUUCUGCAGCGGCCCCGCCGUCCUUCUGCAGCGGCCCCGCCGCUUCUCUGCAGCGGCCCCACCGCCCUAUCCAGCGGCCCCGCCGCCCUCUCUGCAGCGGCCCCGCCGCUCCUCUACAGCGGCCCCGCCGCCCUACUUCAGCGGCCCAGCCGAGCCGCCCAGCAACAGAGCAGCCGAGCCGCCCCGCCGCCGAGCCGCGCUGCAGCCGAGCCGCCCGGCCACCCACCAGCCGAGCCGCCGUGCAGCCGACCGCCCAGCCGCCGAGCCGCCCAGCUGCCGAGCCGCCCAACCACCGAGCCGCCCAGCAGCCGAGCCGCCCUGCAGCUGAGCCGCCCGAGCAGCCCUGUCUGUGUCCUCGCUUUUUACGCUGAGGGUCGGGCCAUUAACUUUGAGGUCGGGGUAGAUGACCUACAGCUGUUCUUACAGUGCGAUAGGGCGGACGGCCUCUCUCUCUUUGACCUCACCUCUGGCGCUUCCCCUGCCCCUGCUGCUGAUGCUGACGCCACUGUUCGCUCCCAGUGGGCCACGCGCGAUGCUGCUGCACGUCUUGCUGUGCGUCGCCACCUCCCUACCUCCGAGCGUGCGCACUUUAGUCAGUACAAGAGUGCUCAGACCUUGUACGACGCUGUAGUCGCGCGCUACUCCUCCCCUUCCACUGCUGCACUGAGCCGUCUCAUGCUGCCGUACCUCUUCCCUGACCUUGCUGCCUUUCCCACCGUUGCUGACCUCAUUACGCACCUCCGCACUAGUGACACUCGCUACCGCGCUGCACUUCCUGCUGACUUCUGCACCGCGAACCCCCCCCCCAAUGUAUAUCACUCUGUACUUCCUAGUCACUCGCCUCCCUGA
This is a messenger RNA of Closterium sp. NIES-65, 930 nucleotides long. The record is from the annotation of a GenBank genome assembly. Lineage: Eukaryota; Viridiplantae; Streptophyta; Zygnematophyceae; Desmidiales; Closteriaceae.